This is a messenger RNA of Papilio polytes (common Mormon), 1282 nucleotides long. Its product is annotated as collagen alpha-1(XIII) chain. The record is from RefSeq and is a predicted model, not a curated record. The transcript is spliced from 10 exons. NCBI's taxonomy places the organism in Eukaryota, Metazoa, Arthropoda, Insecta, Lepidoptera, Papilionidae. The coding region runs from base 377 to 1282 and encodes 301 amino acids.
GUUCAACUCGGCCCCUCAGUAGCGAACCGACCGCCGACCGUACACAUCGUCUGGCCCGUGCUCGCCGCGCGCCACUCUGCUGCGAACUUAAACACGAUAGCGUCCAAACAUCCUACCUGGAAUUAAAACUUUUACGAAUUAUAUUUUAAAUUUUAUGCUUAGUAAUCGCGUUCUCGUAUAAAAGUCCGCGACUCGUUAGUACGUCCACUUUAGUUAUAAUAACGAGUGACAGGGGAGAAACCCUGAUCGCCGGCAUUCGUCGCGCUGACGAUGAGGUCCGUCCUCGGGGUCCUCGCAGCGUGCUAACCAUGGGAACCCUCAUCAAAUUCCCACUCACGAUCCGCUUUGAUAUAUUGAUUUCAUGAGACCCGGAUAGAUGAAGAUGUUAUUGAAAAUAGGAGGCAAACUGCCCCCGAGCGUGAGGCUCGCGGACAAGGAGAAAAAAGAGUCGAACAAGGAGAAGAGAGAGACUCGGCGGGAGAGCAAGAAGGCCACUGAAAGGUGCGAGGAGCGUUGUCCCGGAGACCCGUGGGCGUACUGUGCGGUGCUGUGGUGUGCGUGCGCCAUGAGCCUAGUGUCCAGCGGGUACAGCCUGUACCGACAGCAGGGGCUGCAGGGCCGGCUGGCGCUGCUGGAGGAGCAGCACGCAGCGUUGCGCAGCGCCGUGCUCGAGCCCCUACAACCCGCCGCCAGAUUGCGGCGCGACCUACGCCCGCCGCGGCUCCCACGACCCUAUCUGCACUGGCGCGCUGCACGCAGCAUCAGGGACUAUGGCGACUGCGGAUGUCCACCAGGCCCCCCCGGACCGCCGGGCAAGCGCGGCAAGAAAGGCAAGAAAGGUGACACCGGCGAGUCCGGCCCCCCGGGUUUAAUGGGUGCUCCGGGGAAGAAUGGAUUUCCGGGGAGCAAAGGGGAGAAAGGCGAGCGAGGCUUUAUGGGACCGAUUGGACUGGACGGGCCUAAGGGAGACCCGGGACGGCCGGGGGACAAGGGGCAGAAGGGCGAGCUGGGCAGUCCAGGUUUUGAUGUUUUCGCUGCAGUGAAGGGGGUGAAAAGAUCCGUGGACAACUAUAAGAUGAGUGCGUACACGACGGCGGAGAUCAUUGCCGUGAAGGGGCUGCAGGCCGCCGGACACAACAUCUCCGCGCACUCCGUCAUCCAGUUAAAGGGUGAGCCCGGAGAGCCGGGGCCGCCAGGCGCGCCGGCGGUACAAAUGACAACUAACGCGUUAGAGCCGAGGCAAUGCUUACCCGCUAACCCGUCCGGCGUUCCUCAGCGCUAG